CCCGAGGAGCGCCGCGGGCCGGGCUGCUGCCCGAGGGGCUGCGCCGGCAGGUAGAGCCCGGGCAGCGGGAGAACGGAGCACCGGCGCUUCAGCCCGCGCCCCGUGAGCCGUGCGGACCGCGGCGGGGAGCGCCGGGCGAGCGGUCCGAUCCAUGGCGCGCUUCCCGCACGGCGGCGGCGGCACUGUGUUAGCCCGGUGCCUCCGGUGGCUCCGGCAGCCCUGCGGGCGCUCCAUGCCUGCCUCCGAGGCCGUGCCGGAGCCGUCCCCCAGCAAGAGGCAGAAGGGCUCGGGGCCUGGAGAGACCUCCGCGCUGCUCCGCUUCACCAAGCUGUCCGAGAAUGCCUUCACCCCCUCCAGGGGUUCCCCGCGGGCUGCGGGCUACGAUCUGUACAGCGCCUAUGACUGUGUGAUACCGCCCAUGGAAAAGGCUGUGGUAAAAACAGACAUUCAAAUAGCACUCCCUUCUGGAUGCUAUGGCCGAGUAGCACCACGUUCUGGUUUAGCUGCAAAGCAUUUCAUAGAUGUUGGAGCUGGUGUUAUUGAUGAGGAUUACAGGGGAAAUAUUGGUGUGGUACUCUUCAACUUUGGCAAGGAGAUGUUUGAAGUUAAAAAAGGGGAUAGAAUUGCCCAGCUCAUCUGUGAACGCAUUUAUUAUCCUGAGCUAGAAGAAGUUGAAACUCUGGAUGAUACAGAACGUGGUGAAGGUGGCUUUGGCUCUACUGGAAAGAAUUGAAAAUUACUUGAAUGUGCUUCCUUUUUUUUUUUUUGUUGUUGUUGUUGCCCUGUUUCUAAAUUUUCAUCUGAAUUAGACGUAGGAUUUUUGGAGUACAUAAAAAUAUUUCAAGUUUUAUUGAGACUUCUCCCUAUCUAUCCUCCAGUGAAUUUGUCUCCAUAAUGAGCCAGUGCAUGACUGGCUUGACUUACUAGUUGAUGGCUUAUUUUUUCUUUCAAGAUGUUUGGUCCACAGCAAUAAGAUCACAUUGUUUAUGUGGCAUUUAUACUGUAAUAAAUGGAAAAAUAACCUAAUGA
Molecule: messenger RNA, 1029 nt
Organism: Poecile atricapillus (Black-capped chickadee)
Lineage: Eukaryota; Metazoa; Chordata; Aves; Passeriformes; Paridae
Gene: DUT
Product: deoxyuridine triphosphatase
Exons: 7
Coding region: 152-733 (193 amino acids)
Biological process (GO): dUMP biosynthetic process; dUTP catabolic process
Molecular function (GO): dUTP diphosphatase activity; magnesium ion binding
Source: RefSeq, a predicted model, not a curated record